AUAAGUAAACAAACACAUCUUCCUCUCAGUACUCGUCGUCUCUCUACUCUAUUCUUCUUCUCUGACAAAAGCCAAUACCUGCCCCUUGCAAUAUCAUGGGUCAUGAAUGUAUCGAUGCAUCAAAGGAGUUCAAGUGGGGUGAGGACGUCAAAAGUGAAGUGACUGAGAUUGUUCUUGUUCGCCAUGGAGAAACCACUUGGAAUGCUGCUGGAAGAAUCCAGGGACAAAUUGAAUCGGAUCUUAACGAAAUUGGACAAAAGCAGGCUGUUGCAAUCGCUGAGAGAUUAGGAAAAGAGGAGAGACCCAUAGCUAUAUAUUCAUCAGACCUCAAGCGAGCCAAAGACACUGCUCUCAAGAUCGCGGAAACUUGUUUUUGUUCCAAGGUGACUGAAGUGCCCGAGUUAAAGGAGAGGCAUGUGGGUAGUCUCCAAGGGUUGUAUUGGAAAGAAGGAGCAGAGAAAGAACCUGAAGCUUACUCUGCUUUCUUUUCUUCCCAAAAUGACCUCGAGAUUCCUGGAGGAGGAGAGAGCUUUGACCAACUUUGUGAGAGGUCCAUGAAUGCCCUUGAGCGAAUUGCAAAGAAGCACAAAGGGGAGAGAGUGAUAGUAGUGACUCAUGGAGGAGUGUUAAGGGCAAUCUACAUGAGGAUCACGCAAGCUUCCUCUGCUGGGAAACUCCUUAAUGCUUCAGUGAAUGUUGUUCACUUCAGUGACGAGAAAUGGAUCAUUGAUUCAUGGAGCGAUGUUUCUCAUCUCUCAUCAGUUGGAUUCCUCCAACGUGGCUUCGAUGGUGACGCCAAGCCCUAGAGGACCAUCAUCCAUUCUCUAGAUCUCCUCCAUAAAUAAUAUUCUCUGUGGUGCGUUUAAGAUACGAAGUGUUUCCAUUGGUGCGGUCGAUGUUCUUGUGGAAAAGUUGUUUAUCUUUUUGUAUUUUGCAUUAAUCGAUUAAUAAUAAAGCUCUCUUCU
This is a messenger RNA of Brassica oleracea var. oleracea, 965 nucleotides long. RefSeq names its product metal-independent phosphoserine phosphatase. The record is from RefSeq and is a predicted model, not a curated record. Gene Ontology annotation, cellular component: cytosol; cytoplasm. The coding region runs from base 96 to 806 and encodes 236 amino acids. The transcript has 7 exons. NCBI's taxonomy places the organism in Eukaryota, Viridiplantae, Streptophyta, Magnoliopsida, Brassicales, Brassicaceae. Gene Ontology annotation, molecular function: phosphatase activity.